This is a messenger RNA of Umbelopsis ramanniana AG, 364 nucleotides long. RefSeq lists its product as uncharacterized. NCBI's taxonomy places the organism in Eukaryota, Fungi, Mucoromycota, Umbelopsidomycetes, Umbelopsidales, Umbelopsidaceae. The record is from RefSeq and is a predicted model, not a curated record. Bases 119 to 304 code for a protein of 61 amino acids. The transcript has a single exon.
UUCCAUUAUUUUCUUACUCCAUGAAAUUCACAGCAUGUAUAACACCUCCUUUUUCCGCUUUGGAUACAAUGCUCCACUCUGUACCCUCUCAUGAGUUCUCCAUUUCCGCUUCAUCUAUAUGUAUUGCCUAGCUUCUUUUUUACAUUUCUGCUCUUUUUCCGUCACCAUUUCAUUGAAACUACACAACAGGACUUGCACAUGUGUUUUCAGGAGGACAAUUAGUAUUGUCAAAUUGAAAAUUGGGUAUGUACCCAAUUCUAUACAUUUUUACUUUUUUUUUUUUCUUCUCUCCAUAAUUUCUUAAAAGAGUCAUUAAAACAAUUUGCAAUAAAUACAACAAUGAAAAGCAGUGAUGAAUCUGCAC